Cucurbitaria berberidis CBS 394.84 is the source of this 1596-nucleotide messenger RNA. RefSeq names its product asparaginase-domain-containing protein. Bases 1 to 1596 code for a protein of 531 amino acids. Lineage: Eukaryota; Fungi; Ascomycota; Dothideomycetes; Pleosporales; Cucurbitariaceae. The transcript has 3 exons. The record is from RefSeq and is a predicted model, not a curated record. Gene Ontology annotation, molecular function: asparaginase activity; protein binding.
AUGGACCACGAUCACGAACAAUUUCCAGAGCUUUCGCUUCCAGAAGCACGAGUUUUGAUCGUCAUCACAGGCGGCACAAUAUGCAUGCGAAAAUCCGCAGACGGCUUGGUACCUGCAAGAGGAUUUUUGAAAGCCGGACUCGCGCCAAGGCCCGUGUUCAAUGAUGGAUCCUAUCCUGAGCCUCUCGAAAUUGUUACCGAUGACAAAGGCAAUAAGAAAGCUGUCCAGAGUUUGAGAACGCCUGUCAGCACAUAUCAACGCAGAGUCAGGUACUGCGUACUGGAAUUUGAAAAGUUGCUCGACAGCAGCUCCAUCGAUUCUACGGGAUGGGACCAGAUCGCGAGAACCGUUCAGAGGAACUACCGGCUGUUCGACGGCUUCGUCAUCCUACAUGGAACUGAUUCUCUCGCCUACACAUCCUCUGCACUGAGUUUCAUGUUUCACAAUCUGGGGAAGCCAGUCAUUCUUACCGGAUCUCAGGCGCCUAUGAUGGAGCUGCAGACCGACGCUCAAGACAACCUAUUAAAUUCCCUCAUUAUUGCUGGCCAUUUUAUGAUACCGGAAGUAUGCCUGUUCUUCAACUUCAAGCUCUUCCGAGGAAAUCGUGCUACCAAGGUAUCUGCAGAAGACUUUGAUGCGUUCGGUAGCCCUAAUCUUCCAGCACUGGCGACUAUUUCAUCAACGAGGACCAACGUCUUAUGGCACAGGGUACAUCGUUCGACAGACCUCAGUCCAUUCGCUAUCCAGACGAACUUAGACACAGGACAUGUGGCUUGUCUCCGCGUCUUCCCAGGUAUCACGCCUGCAAUGGUAGACGCAGUUCUGCGCCUAGAAGGCCUGAAAGGGUUGGUGCUGGAGACUUUCGGCGCCGGGAACACCCCAGGAGGACCCGACAGCGAGAUGACACGAACCUUGGCAGAUGCAGUCAAGAGAGGGAUUGUAAUCGUCAAUGUGACACAAUGUUUGAACGGUAGCGUCAGCCCGCUGUACGCCCCAGCAACCAUGCUCGGUCGAGCCGGUGUGGUAUUUGGGUUGGAUAUGACGUCGGAAGCAGCGCUCACCAAGUUGGCAUACCUACUUGCCCUACCGGAAGCUACUCCCGACGAAGUCGCGAAGCGAAUGGCAGUAUCCCUUCGCGGCGAACUAACUGCGACAACAAGAACUCACUUCGAACACCCGUCGAGCGGUUUCCUGACUCCAGAACUCUCGAACCUUACAGCACUUGGUUAUGCCAUCCAGAGGGGUGACUUACAGGACACGAGAGAUAUCAUUCGCGGAGAGCCGCGAUGGCUACUCAACGACUCCGACUACCAAAAGAACAAUCCUGUGCAUCUGGCAGCGACAAGCCCAAAUGUCGAAAUCCUACGUGAUUUCCUUGCCCAGGGCGCCUCAGUGCAUCUUCGGAAUGGAGCAGGCAACACGCCACUUUUCUUAGCUGCAGCUGCAGGGUUACAGGAGCACGUACGUGUUCUACUCGACGCUGGAGCGCAUCUUCAUCCAAAUGAGAUAAGUGCAGCAAAUCUACGUGCGUUGGAGGGCGACGGCAACGCUGCGUUAUGGGAACUUAUUAUUGGUUCGAAUAAACUCGAACGUUGA